AGGACACAGUCACAGACCGAGAUAGAAAGAUGGAGCACUAGACGGAAAGAGAAGGGAAAAUAUAGAAAUUUAUAGUAAACAAAAGACAGAGAAAGCACAUACCUACAAAAAGAAAAGCAGGGAUAAGAGGUGUGACACACUGUCCGGCAGUUUAGUCUGGUCUUGGUACGAUCAGUUCACCUGCUUGACUAUCUCAGAUAAAAGGACUUUUUUUUCACUACAUUUUUAAAUCAAUUUGAUCGAAUGCAACGCUGCGGAUAUGUACACCUCUGGCUGCUGGGGUCAGUGUUACUGAUCUGCCUUAUCUCAGGGGUCACAAGCGUGAAAGGGGACGUGGCGCUACUGCAUCAAGAGUCCCAUCUGAAGCCACUGUCUGAGUUCAAAUCGAACUUGAAUCAGACUGAACAAGGCAAUGGCUCCAGGGUCAUCACAGGAAUAUCCAUCGUGACCUUUAAGUGGAACCAUGUUAAGACCCCUUACCUAGUUGCAUUAUGGAUAUUGGUGGCUGUUUUGGCUAAAUUGGUCAUCGAGUCCUUCCCUAGUGUGACUAAUGUGAUCCCAGAGAGUGCCUUGCUCAUCUGCUUCGGCUGGAUUCUGGGUGGGAUCAUUUGGGCUGCAGACCUUCAGCAGACCUUCUCGCUGACCCCAACAGUCUUCUUUUACUUCCUGUUGCCUCAAAUCAUCCUGGACGCGGGCUACUCCAUGCCAAACAAGCUCUUCUUUACCAACUUGGGGGGCAUCCUGCUCUACGCCAUCUUGGGGACCGUCUGGUGUGCUGCCACCCUGGGGCUGUCGCUGUGGGGGUGUCAGGCGGGAGGAGCCAUGGGUGCUUUGGACAUCGGUCUGCUGCAGUAUCUUCUCUUCGGUAGUUUGAUUGCUGCUGUGGACCCUGUAGCCGUCCUCGCUGUGUUUGAGCAAGUCCACGUCAAUGAGGUCCUCUUCAUCAUGGUGUUUGGAGAGUCGCUGCUCAACGAUGGUGUGACAGUGGUGCUCUUCAAUGUAUUUGAUGCGUUUGUGAAAUUGGGAGGACCCAGAAUAAAUGCUGUGGAGAUCAUUAAAGGGAUAAUUUCCUUCUUUGUGGUGGCGUUCGGUGGUUCCCUCGUGGGCUUAGCGUUUGGACUGCUGGUCUCUUUACUGAGUAAAUACACUAAAAAUAUCCAGAUCAUUGAGCCAGGCUUUAUCUUCGUCUUGGGAUACCUCUCCUACCUGACAGCUGAUAUGCUCUCCCUGUCUGCCAUCCUUUCGGUCACCUUCUGUGGUGUUAGCUGCCAGAAGUACCUCAAUUCAAACAUGGCUGAGAGCUCUGUCAACACAGUCAGAUAUGUCAUGAAGGUUUUCGCAAAUGGAUCAGAAACCAUCAUCUUUGUGUUCCUCGGCAUUUCGGCCAUUGAUAAGACAAUCUGGGUGUGGAACACGGGCUUCGUCCUCCUCACGCUCUUCUUCACCCUUGUGUAUAGAUUCAUCGGUACCUUUAUCCAAACCUGGUGGCUUAACCAGUACAGGCUGGUCCCUAUUGCGUUCAUAGAUCAGCUGAUUAUGAGCUACGGUGGCCUGCGAGGGGCUGUCGCAUAUGGCCUGGCUACGAUGCUGGAUGACCAGAGAAUAAAGGAGAAGAAGCUGAUGAUCGGCACUACUCUCAUUGUAGUGUACUUCACUGUCAUUCUUCAGGGAGUAACGAUGAAACCUUUUGUCACGUGGCUUAAAGUAAAGAGAGCUGCAGUGGCGGAGGUCACACUCAUAGAAAAAGUGCAGAACAAGGUGUUUGAACACUCGCUUGUUGCCAUAGAAGAUAUAUCUGGACAAAUAGGAGAUAACUACCUGAGGGGCAAGUGGAAAAUAUUUGAGGAGAAGUGGAUGUCAAGGUUUUUGUUGACGUCGGAGGCGAGGAAGAAACAGGACUACAUUUUCAACGUCUUCCAUCAGCUGAACCUCAAGGAUGCCGUGGACUACGUGGAUGAGGGUGAACGUAGAGGCUCUUUGGAGUUUGUCCGCAAUGAAUCUGCAUUCAUCAACUUCAAGAAGAAGUUAGGUGACGAAUUCUCAGAGGUCCUGCCUGACAUCAUGGCUGCUGCAUCAGAUGAUCCCGAUGCUAUGAGAAGAGACCCUGUGUCCUCAGUGAGCCUGCAAAUGCAUGAGAAGACCAUGCAGGGUACGAGGGAAACAGAGGACAUCGAUGCUCAUCACCUGCUGCAACAGCAUCUGUACAAGGGCAGGAAACAGCACUUGCACAGGUACAGCCGGAACCAUUUAGAUAUCAACACAGAUGAUAAUGAGGUGCAGGAGAUCUUCCAGAGGACCAUGAGAAACCGUUUGGAGUCCUUUAAGUCUGCAAAGAUGGGCCUUGCUCCAGCAAAGACGAUAACCAAGCACACAAAGAAAGACCAGCAACAGAAGAUGCCAAAUGGGAAAUCAACGGACACAAGUAAAAACUACUAUGCUAAUAAUGAAGGUUUUGAGUUGUCAGAGGGAGACAAUGCCUCUGGCUCAGAGGCAUCAGGUGGUUCAUUCCCCUUCAGGGUCAACUACAAAGCAGGAGCUGGAAUUGAGAAUCCAACCUUCAUGCCAGACCCGGACCCUAUGGCACCGAUGCAGAUCCCUCCGUGGCAGGCGGAGGACGAGCCCGAUGGCAGCACAGUGAGUCCUUCGCAGCGGGCCCAGGUGAGGCUGCCGUGGACACCCACCAACCUGCGCCGCCUGGCUCCUCUACGCAUCAGCACUCAGUCCACCGACUCCUUUGCACAGGCCGACACUCCUGCCUCACAGGAGAAGGACAAGAAGUGGCCGCCUCCACCACCACCUCCCUCUGACAAGUAGCAGCAUCCCAUCCCUUCUUCAUCUCCCUUUAACCUGGCUGCCUAAAGACACAGAACAUAACCUCAGACUUUGCACAGUCUACUCUCAAAAUUUUGACUAGGGAAAUAAUGCCAUGCCAUUGCUUACCGGUAAUCUUACUUCUGUGUCUGUAGACAAAACAUUCCCAGUCUCACAACUGCCCUGUGCCCUUCUCUUCAGCUUCUGUUUGUUGCUCUAACUUCAGCAAAGGGGAGGCUGCACGUAAAGCCAGAGAUCCUGUAUGCACAGUAGCAAGUUAUUUACUAGCACACAUCGAACAUCAUCACAUUCUCUGCUCUGGUUCAUAGUAACAUUGCAAAUCAGUCCCUAUGAAGUAUCUCAUCCCUGAAUGUUAUGCAAAAACAUUUUUCGAAAAAGUAGAUACUUAUGUAUUGUGUUGUAUUAUGAAGAUGAUACAUUUAAUUAGAGUGAUAUGAAAAUAAUUGCAGCUCUUUAAUCUUAAUAUAACAUUUUUGUGUGUUUCGUCAUAUGUUUCAGAACAGCACUUGAGGUCAAAUAUUAAACUUGAAAAUAAGACCAUUGUAAAAAUGUCUAUGAAAGACACAUUAUAUUUAUUCACAAAUGAAGUUUGUGUGGACAAUAUAACCAUCUCAAAUCUGUGCACAAGUGAACGGGUAUAUAUAUUUUUAUGUUCCUCUAACAAAGAGCACUUUGACUGACUUUGGUUUUUAACUGUAUGGAUUGAAAAUAUGGAUUUGGAAAUAAAAAUUAAGUAUUUGUGGAGUCA
Messenger RNA from Sander lucioperca (pikeperch), 3580 nucleotides. RefSeq names its product solute carrier family 9 member A3, tandem duplicate 1 (gene slc9a3.1). Gene Ontology annotation, cellular component: apical plasma membrane; brush border membrane. NCBI's taxonomy places the organism in Eukaryota, Metazoa, Chordata, Actinopteri, Perciformes, Percidae. Gene Ontology annotation, molecular function: sodium:proton antiporter activity. Gene Ontology annotation, biological process: proton transmembrane transport; regulation of pH; sodium ion transport. Bases 244 to 2814 code for a protein of 856 amino acids. The transcript has 16 exons. The record is from RefSeq and is a predicted model, not a curated record.